Messenger RNA from Xiphias gladius (swordfish), 1600 nucleotides. RefSeq names its product amphoterin-induced protein 2-like. The coding region runs from base 1 to 1485 and encodes 494 amino acids. The record is from RefSeq and is a predicted model, not a curated record. Lineage: Eukaryota; Metazoa; Chordata; Actinopteri; Istiophoriformes; Xiphiidae. Gene Ontology annotation, molecular function: protein binding. The transcript is spliced from 2 exons.
AUGAUCCAGCGUCGCAUCCACCGAUGCAACCCUGCCACUGCAGCUUUGCUGCUUCAUCUGUGUCUUAACUUCCCACCCUCUGUGGCCACUUGCCCACCCUACUGCCUUUGUGCCAGUGAUAUAAUUUCCUGCAGUGGCCGCAAUCUGUCUGUGCUACCCUUUGAUCUCCCAAGCUAUGCCACACGGCUGGACCUGAGCCACAAUGCUGUCACUGCCCUGCCAACGGAUUGGAUUCCUGAACCAUUCGAUCGACUUGCUACACUCGUUCUCAGCCGAAACUCCAUAAGCCGAAUUGAAGUGAAUGCUUUCACUGUCAUGCCACAUCUCCUCCACCUGGACCUCUCAUCCAACCGACUAACAGUGCUGAACUUGUCCCUCUUCACAGGGUUGAAUGAACUGAAAGAGCUGCUGCUGUUUGACAACCAGAUUGUCCAGAUCAACCCAGGGGCCUUCAGUGAUCUGUACAGCCUGCAGAGGCUCUACCUCUCUGGGAACAGACUGACGGCUUUUCCGGUGGGGCUUUAUUGUGAACAUGAAGGGCCUCUUAACCUGACCUUUCUGGAUCUAUCCUACAACAACCUUUCUAAGGUGCCUGUCCAGAGUAUGCUGUCUCUCACUCGUCAAGGUGCAAUUUAUUUGCAGGAAAACCCUUUGGUCUGUGAUUGUGCUUUACUCGCCUUGCUUGAGUACUGGAUGUGGAAACAGUAUCGCCCCCUGGUGGACUUCAGAGGAGAAUACCCAUGUAGAGACGAUUCAGGACCAGGGCCUAUUUGUAGCCAGCACGGAGUGUUGGACAUGCCCCUUGAGUCACAGACGUACCAAGAGGUGCCUGGUAAAUGGCUGAGCGUGCCAUGUCCAGGGUUGGCUUCAUCAGACCAGCAGGGGCUGGAGGUGUUCUGGGUUACCCCAAGGACUGUAGUCAAUUCAUCAACCAAAGAUCCGAGUUCCGAAUUAAUAGUUCUCCCCAGUGGCACCCUUGAAAUCCGAGGAGCCCUCAUGGAGGAUUCUGGUACGUAUGGGUGCGUGGCAGCCCGCCGGCGACACUAUGACACCUAUGAGUCUGUGGAGGUCAAUGUGGUAGUCAGAAACUUGGGCACUGCCUCCACCAGUGGCUUGGCGUAUCACAGUGGCGCAGAGCAUUUCACCACUGCGUUCACCACCCUUGCUUCCUGUGUGGUCAGCAUCAUAUUGGUACUGCUUUACUUAUACCUCACCCCUUGUAGGUGCAAAGAAAACCAGGUUGGGUUGAGAGGGUGUGGCGGAGGAGCUAUCGUCCUCUGUUCAGAUCCCAGAGACAUACAGUCAGGACAGCGGCGGUCAAAUGGAAGGAGGGUGGCUUUCUUAGUGCCUCAGGCAGAGGAUUCUGAUAUUGGCGGCUGUAAAACACCAAUAAUUAACUCGGGUCAUGUUGCCCGGGAGGGAAUUCUCAAGAGUGGAAGUAGGACAGUGGGGCAGACACUUACAGACCAGGCUCACUUGGCAUAGCAAGAAAAUUACCUUUUACACACUCCUGUAUUUGUACAGUCUGAACCCAAGUGUUUUUUUUUACUGUCUUGUUUCAAUACACAAUGAAAAAAAUCCAUUUGAUGUGAAGUAUUGU